Phoenix dactylifera (date palm) is the source of this 894-nucleotide messenger RNA. RefSeq lists its product as uncharacterized. The record is from RefSeq and is a predicted model, not a curated record. NCBI's taxonomy places the organism in Eukaryota, Viridiplantae, Streptophyta, Magnoliopsida, Arecales, Arecaceae.
CUAUUGAUUUGCAACGCGUUGCACAACUCCUGUUCGCACGCAAACUUACUCGCAGCGCUUCAGCCUUUUUCCCUUUCUUCCAUCAUUCCCUCUAGGGUUUCCACUGAUAGUUGGUUUUUUUCUGCAAUCAAAGGAUCACGAUCAGGAAAACGAGCAAAAAACACUACAUUUGUGCAAGAGGGCAGAAGAAUAGAUCGCAGUAACUAUGCAUAAGGCGAAAACCCAUCAUACGGAGACUCAUGGAAUGAGCAAUGACAUGGAUGAGAACACACCAGUGGACGAAGUUAAAGGCCCAAAUGUGUUUGAACGAGCUAAGGAGGAGAUCGAGGCCAUUGUGGAGGCUAUCAGUUCCAAGAAAGAACCCCAUCACGAUUCACCCACAAAGAAAGAGGCAGAAAGUGUUGUGGAAGCACCUACUUUAACUGUGAGGGCAAACGAAAAGGCGAAAACAUUGAACAGGGUUAAAACCCAUGAUAAGGAGACUCAUGGUUCCAGCAAUGACAUUGAUGAGAACACACCUGUUGACAAAGUUAAGGGGCCAAGUGUAUUUGAAAGAGCUAAAGAAGAGAUUGAAGCCCUUGUAGGAACAAUUCAUCCAAAGAAAGAACAUAAUAACGAGUGAAUGUGAAGUUGAUCUUCUUGGUCUUACAUCACCUUUCUUCAGAGGCUGGAGUAUUGAUCGAUGGAAGAAGGAAAAGGGUUGUCGCCAUGAUGUUUGGGAACUUAUAGAUGAAUGAGUCUUGUAUUUUAAGGAUUGUUCGUCCUGUCAAUUGAUGUUCAGGCUGCAAGCAUAAUUAGUUUUUUGCUGCAAAUAAAAAAAAAAGAAAUAAUGAAUCAGUUUCCAGAAAUAUCACUUCUACAAACUGGCUUCCGUUAACAUGGUGAUCCUUUACA